Saccostrea cuccullata (small rock oyster) is the source of this 1947-nucleotide messenger RNA. RefSeq lists its product as uncharacterized. The record is from RefSeq and is a predicted model, not a curated record. Lineage: Eukaryota; Metazoa; Mollusca; Bivalvia; Ostreida; Ostreidae. Gene Ontology annotation, cellular component: extracellular region. Bases 25 to 1947 code for a protein of 640 amino acids. The transcript has 6 exons.
ACAGGAAAAAGAAAUAAAAGUCUGAUGUCAGUGAUGUAUAGAAUGGUGUUACAGAAAUCUUUCACAGUGUCUGGUGAUAUUGGGUGUAAACACAUUACCCACGUGUCAACAGACCGGGUCUGGAAUAGUGAUGAUGAAGGCAAUCUCAUCUUAACUAACACGACAGGAGACACACUAGAUAAAGUGACAGGUUUAGCUAAAUAUAGUGGUGGAUUACAUACAGUGACUCGGGAUAGUGCUGUGAUUUAUAUAGACAGUCACCGUAACAUCAUUAAACUGUCUACAGAUAAAGUAAAGACCACGGUGAUAUCAUACACACCACCAUGGAGACCAGAGAGUGUCUACAGCUCCCCCUCCACUGGAGACCUGCUGGUCGCGAUGAGGAAUUAUACAUGGACAGGCAAGGUAAACUGUUACACUGACACAGGACGUCACAAACAGACCAUACAGCACGACAACACAGGUCAGGAACUGUAUCGUGUACCUAUCUACAUCACGGAGAACCGUAAUGGAGAUGUAAUUGUGUCUGACUUAGGCCGUGAGGCUGUAGUGGUGACAGACAGAGGAGGUAGACAUCGCUUCUCCUACACAGGUCCUCCAUCAGGAUCAGUGCUAUCACCAUAUGGAAUCUGUACUGACGCGUUGUCACACAUCCUUGUGUGUGAUGAUAACACCUACACAGUACAUAUCAUUGACCAGGAUGGUUUCUUUCUGACACAGAUAGAGACCAAACAACACGGGAUAGACACACCGUACGGCCUGAGUUAUGAUUGGGAUACACAGCUUCUCUGGGUUGGAUCAUACAACAACAACACAGUAAACAUUUACAGACUUAUCAAUGAAGGGGACCAUCUGACUGAUAAAGUGGAUGAGUUAAAGACGUUCUUGAGAAAGGAGAAGACACGUGUUUCCCAUGCCAGAGGAAUACUUGUUGGAUGUGCUGAGGCUGGAAAAACAACGCUACUGAAAAGAUUAAGAGGGCAAAGUCAGAAUGUCGGUGAAGUUACAGAGUCCACCAGGGGACUGGAAGUCCAUCAACAUCUUUUCAUUGUUAAAGACAGAAAGUUAGAAGUGGCUGAUGAUGACUCACCAUUGAAGUCAUUUAUCAGGAUAAAUGCUGCAGAUUUGAAACCAGACCCGGGCAGUGCAACUGACAUCUCCGACACAAAUGAACAAGAAGACAAUUUGGAGCAAGGAAGUACUGAUAAAAACUCUGAAGUAGUUUUAUAUAGCCGAGAAGAAAAGAAAGAAGAGAAGGUUGAGAGGUCAAUUUCUCCAACUGAAGGCAAAGAAGUACAGGAUACAGUUGAGACAAUGGCCAGUGUUCUCUCCUCAGAAGCACAAGUAAUGUUGAAGGAUGAAAUUUUCCAAAAAAUCUUGUCUGAAAAAGAAAAAUUUCCAACUGUAAGCUUGCUGGAUUUUGCUGGGCAGUUAGCUUAUUAUGCUUGUCACCAAAUUUACGUAACACCAAAGGCCUUCUUUAUUCUUGUGCUGGACAUGACUAAGAGGUUUGAAGAUGUUGUGGAUAAAGAGAAAGAUAACCAAGAAGGAUCAAUCUUUUCCGUUUGGACUUACAGAGAUUACUUGAAGUUUUGGAUUACCUCAAUCAAGACAUUUGGAGGCAAAAAGGCACCACUGUUUCUUGUUGCCACACACACAGAAACAAAAUCUACAGAUGAAAUAGAAACAUUCUUUGGGGAGUUCUGGAAUGCUGUUCCAGACGAGGACAGAGAUUGGUUAAGUGAGUCUCUGAAUGAUCGGGAAUAUGCUGUGGGUCUAAAGGAACUUAAUGAUAACACUAAAGCAAUGCUAGAGUCAAUGAAAAACUCCAUAGUGGAAUUAUUUACGGAUGAGAAUGCUACAAAAAUUAAAUUGCCUUCUUCGUGGGCUCUAAUGGAGCAGUUAUUGUAUGAAGGAGGCUGGAAGGAUUUGUCUCUGACAAAGUAA